Triticum urartu is the source of this 1795-nucleotide messenger RNA. Its product is annotated as serine carboxypeptidase-like 13. NCBI's taxonomy places the organism in Eukaryota, Viridiplantae, Streptophyta, Magnoliopsida, Poales, Poaceae. Gene Ontology annotation, biological process: secondary metabolic process; proteolysis. The record is from RefSeq and is a predicted model, not a curated record. Gene Ontology annotation, molecular function: acyltransferase activity, transferring groups other than amino-acyl groups; serine-type carboxypeptidase activity.
CCCGGCCUCGGCGGCGGUCACGCACCUGCCAGGAUUCGAUGGGCCUCUGCCCUUCAACCUUGAAACAGGGUACGUGGGCGUGGAGGAGGAGACCGGGGCGGAGCUCUUCUACUACUUCGUCGAGUCGGAGAGGAGCCCCGGCACCGACCCUCUGCUCCUGUGGCUCACUGGUGGGCCCCGCUGCUCGGUCAUCAUGGGCCUGGCCUUUGAAAUUGGUCCUCUCAAGUUUGUGUUGGCACCGUAUAGUGGCGGUUUGCCGGAGUUGGUGUAUAACCCAUAUUCAUGGACAAAGAUGGCAAACAUACUCUUGUUGGAUUCACCGGUCGGUUCCAGUUUUUCGUUCGCUCGUGAUCCCAAAGGCUACGAUGUUGGGGACUACUCAUCAUCUUCGCAAGUCCAAAUAUUUCUGAAUAAGUGGUUCACGGAUCAUCCGCAAUUCCUCUCAAAUCCUUUCUACAUUGGUGGAGAUUCAUAUGCUGGAAAGGUGAUUCCACUUAUUGCACAAGGCAUUUCAGAAGGAAUUGACAUGGGGCAGCAACCUACCAUCAAUCUCAAGGGAUAUAUGGUUGGCAACCCUAUAACAGAUCCAAAGUUUGAUGAAAAUUACAAAGUUCCAAGUGCUCAUGGCUUUGGGAUAAUAUCUGAUGAAAUAUAUGAGACUGCAGUGAAGAACUGCAAAGGAGAUUAUGUUAACCAUGUUAGUGAAAUGUGUGUUGAAGUGCUGCAUACUAUCAACAAUCUCAUUUCUGAAAUUUCAAUUGAGCACAUCUUGUACAAAAAAUGUGAUGUUGUUGCGCCAAACACCAUAGAUGAUGCUUCAAGAAGAAAGUUUUUGUUGGAAGAAUCCACCAAGUUAAACAAGCCACCUGCACGUCCAACUGUAGAUUGUCUUACAUAUGGUUACUAUCUGGCUUAGUUUUGGAUGAACAACAACAUGACUAGAAAGGCUCUUGGGAUCAAGGAGGGAACAACCAGUGAGUGGGUACAAUGCAACAUAGGGCUCCCCUACACAUAUGAGAUACCAAGCAGUAUACCAUACCAUCUCAACCUUACUACGAGGGGUUAUCGUGCACUUGUGUAUAGCGGAGAUCAUGAUCUCGAGGCACCAUUUCUUGGCACACAAGCAUGGAUAAAAUCCUUGAACUUUUCAAUCGUUGAUGACUGGAGGGCAUGGCAUCUUAGUGGGCAGGCUGCUGGAUUUACCAUAGAAUACACAAAAAAUAUGACAUUUGCCACAGUGAAGGGUGUUGGUCAUACUGCUCCAGAGUACCGGCCUAAAGAAUGUUUCGUCAUGGCUCAAAGAAAGAUUUGGUGUGGGAGAGAAGCAUCUAUCAAGGGAAAAGUGUCCUUCUGCUCCCGAGCUCAAAUGAGCUCGAUGAACAGUAAAAUCAGAAACAAAUCUGAUUUUUUUGUGAAAUUUUUUUUGACAAAAGUUCCAAGUGCUUACAAAAAUUCUUCAUGGAAUCACAUUCUUGUACGGCGUGGCAAAAAACAAUUUUAGUGCUCCAUGAAAGUAGCAUUUUUAGAGUAUCAUUUUUUUUGCCAUGUCUUCUAGGAAUGUGAUUCCAUGACAAAUUUUUGCAGGCACUUGAAACUUUUGUCAAUGUUUGUCACAAAAAAAAUCAGAUUUUUUUUUAAAUUAUUUGUUUUCGAUUUUACUGUUCACCCGAGCUCAUUUGAGCUCGGGCUCAGAAACUCUGCGUCCCUGUCAAGGCUAGAUUUAUCCAUUCAACUUUGGAUGUGAAUUACAUGGACGAAUUAUGUUAAUAAGGAUGAUGCCAAUAUAAUUAGUAUA